AACCUCUGAGCAUUCCCUCCCAGGACCGUUGGAGAAAUCUGACUCCCAAACAGGUGAGGAAGAUGAAAGUCAGAAUUCUAUGAAGCCACAUGAGAAUUCAUUGGGAAGAACAAAGAAACAGUUUAAAUGUAUGGAAUGUGGGAUAUGCUUUUAUCACAGUGGAAGUCUGAGGAUACAUCAACAAACUCACAAAGGAGAGAAACUAUAUGAAUGUAUGAAGUGUGGAAUGAACUUUAGUCAUAGUCAAGCACUUAGAAUACAUCAACGAACUCACACAAGGAAGAAACCAUUUGAAUGUAUGGAAUGUGGAAAGAGCUACAGUCGAAGUGGGGCACUUAGAAGACAUGAACGAACUCACACGGGGGAGAAACCAUUUAAAUGCAUGGAUUGUGGAAAGAGCUUCAGUCGAAAAGAAGCACUUAGAAUACACCAACGAACUCACACGGGGGAGAAACCAUUUGAAUGUAGGGAGCGCGAUAAGAGCUUCAGUCGAAGUAGGGCACUUAGAUUACAUCAACAGACUCACACCGGGGAGAAACCAUUUGAAUGUGUGGAUUGUGGAAAAAGCUUCAGUCAAAGCGGAUAUCUUAGAAUACAUCAACAAACUCAUACAGGGGAGAAACCAUUUGAAUGUAUUGAAUGUGGAAAAAGCUUCAGUCACAGCGGAUAUCUUAGAAUACAUCAACGAACUCACACGGGGGAGAAACUAUUUAAAUGUAUGGAGUGCAGUAAGAGCUUCAGUCAAAGUGGAUAUCUUAGAAUACAUCAACGAACUCAUAUGGGGGAGAAACCAUUUGAAUGUACUGAAUGUGGAAAGAGCUUCAGUGAAAGUGGACCUCUUAGAAGACACCAACGAACUCACACGGGGGAGAAACCAUUUAAAUGUAUUGAAUGUGGAAAGAGC
Messenger RNA from Podarcis muralis (Common wall lizard), 904 nucleotides. Lineage: Eukaryota; Metazoa; Chordata; Lepidosauria; Squamata; Lacertidae. The record is from RefSeq and is a predicted model, not a curated record.